Molecule: messenger RNA, 912 nt
Organism: Ilex paraguariensis (yerba mate)
Lineage: Eukaryota; Viridiplantae; Streptophyta; Magnoliopsida; Aquifoliales; Aquifoliaceae
Source: the annotation of a GenBank genome assembly
AUGUCUUUUGCAGAGCUUGGAAGAGAAUUAUUCCAAGCUCUAGUACGACGUCGAAGGUUUAGAAGAAGGCUUCGUCAGGGUUUAUGCAGACGAAGGGUUUUAGGGCAAGAGUUUGAAAAUCACGUAGAGAUUAUUUGCCUUGGAAGCACAGGAACAAUUCUCAAAUCCGUAACAAAUUCUGCAAAUGAUCAGUCAUUCACAGUCUCUUACCUCAUAAACUCAUGUGGGUUUCCUCUAGAAAAAGCUCUCUCAGCUUCAAAGUACAUGAAUUUUGAAACCCCUAAUAAACCUGAUUCAGUGCUUGCCUUCUUUCGAAACCAUGGGUUCUCUGAAACCCAGAUCUCAAAUCUCGUCAAAGGAUUCCCUCCAAUCCUACUAUGUGAUCCGGAGAAAACCAUUUUGCCCAAAUUCCAAUUUUUUACAUCUGAAGGCGUUUCAAGCACUGACCUUGCCAAAAUAUUAACUCGAGCACCAAAUAUUUUGAAAAGAAACUUGAAAAAUCAAAUCAGCCCAUCUUUCAAUUUAUUCAAAAAUUUACUGCAGUCACAUGAAAAAACAAUUGCCGCCUUGAACUAUGAUGGUGGAUUAUUAUGCUGUGGUUUUCAAACUAGUUUGCUGCCAAAAAUUGAAAUUUUGCGGGAUAUGGGAGUUCCCGAAUCGAAUAUUCUGGAUUUGCUAAUGUUCCGCCCUAGAGCGUUCUUGACGAGUAUUGAAAGAUUCAAAAAUAUUGUGGAGGAAGUUAAAAAAAUGAGGUUUAACCCGCAGAGAAGAAAGUUUGUUACGGCAAUUCAUGUACGUGCAAUAAUGAAUAAAUUAAAGUGGGAAAAGAAGGUGGAAGUGUACAAGAGGUGGGGUUGGUCUAAGGAUGAGAUUUUGGUUUGGGAAGAAUCCGUGGUGUAUGGCAGUGUCUGA